ACUUGCAUUUUUCCUCAACCAACUACUUUUACACAUAUUUUAUAAAAUCCCCGCUCGAAUAGUUUAAGCUAGUUAACUUUUUUUUAAUGAUUUCUAUUAAUAAAUAAAUUAAUAACAAAAUGAACAGAGUUGUGUCGUUUUUCGAAAAACAACAAGGCAUAUCUAACGAUUUUACUUAUGACUUCGCUCUCCGCCGUUUGUGCGUUGCCAAAGAGGACAGCUGGAGGGGUAUAACCCCAAGUACCUAUAGUUCAGACUAUAAUCCAGAGCCACCAUUGUUUUCGGCGAAAUUUGCCAAUUGUGAAAAUUAUAAACACAUCCUGGCAAUAGCCAAUGAAGACGGAAAGAUUGCGUUGCAGGAUACAACCAUCAGAAACACAGACUGCGAAGAGAAAGCCCUAAAUGCCCCUCAAUGCCAUUUCAAUGCGGUUUUCGAUCUGGAAUGGUCACCCGGAGAAAUGAAGUUUGUUUCGGCUUCAGGCGAUCACACAGCACGUCUUUGGGAAGUUGCGGGACCUGAUAUUCGAGAAUGUCGGUCGUUUAAUGGCCACACGCGUUCUGUCAAAACCGCUGCAUUUCGCAAAAGAGACUCGUCAGUGUUUGCCACUGGCGGACGAGAUGGAGCUAUUUUGAUUUGGGACACGAGGGCAAAUUUGAAUUUAGACUUGACUCCGAGGGCGGAUAACUGCAUUUACAGCGGUCAUUCAGGCGGGCCUGGUACGCCUGUUUCACAAAAGAAAAAGACUAGGACGCCCAAGCUUGGACACAAUGCUACUUCGAGUAGUAUCACAGGUUUAGUUUUCCAGGACAGUAACACAUUGAUUUCAUGUGGAGCUGGAGACGGCGUCAUUAAGGUUUGGGAUCUACGACGGAACUAUACAUGUUACAAAAAAGAGCCUUUGCCGAAAUACAGCUUGCCAUAUGCAGGCUCCUCAACAUUUAAGGGCUUUACAAAUCUAAUUAUUGACGAAGCUGGCGCCAAACUCUAUGCCAAUUGCACCGACAACUCCAUCUACUGCUACAAUCUGUUUUCAUAUUCAACAAAGCCACUUCAAGUGUAUCAUGGCCUUCGGAAUAGUACGUUCUUCAUAAAGUCUUGCCUUAGCCCCGAUGGCAAGUAUUUGAUAAGUGGCAGUAGCGAUGAGAAAGCUUAUAUUUGGAAUCUUAAGCGAUCAGAGCCACUGGUGGCUCUUGCUGGACACACCGUAGAGGUGACGUGUGUAGCUUGGGGAGCGUAUGGUGAUAUGCCGAUUGUAACGUGCAGUGAUGAUGCUCGUCAUAAGAUUUGGCGAAUAGGACCCGAAGCAAUAGACCAAGCGAAUGAAACACUCUACCGUGGACAUGCUGAGCUUUGUCAAUCGGAUGAAAACCGAGUCGCCAAGUCCGGAAUGAACACACAACCCAAUUUAAAGGAGCUGGAAUGUACUCCAAGAUCGCUAAAACGGAUUGUGGAACAAAAUGAAAAGACGCCCAGUACCGAGGAGAAAGUACCAUCGAAGAGAUCCUUUGCGGAUAUGUUGGGCGAGAGUUCUUGCUACGAGAACGGAGGCAGUGAACAGAAGCGACAAAAGCUAAUCGAGUCUAGGGGAAGGAGAUUGUUCAGUCCCACAGGACCAUGCACAUCGAAACUUUGUGCUAUUUCAGAGGAAAUGCCCACUGCCCACGAACCAAUUAUCAGUUCCAUUGCCGAUAAUCCAGAAGACAGUAAUCAAGAAAACAAAUACAAUAGAAAUGCGAAUGACUCCUCAGCCGCCACCGCAAACGCUGUUCUCCCUUCCACGAGUGCCUUUGCUUUAGCCAAGUUAAAACUGCUCUCGCCACUGAGCGAGCGAAUUCUAUCGAAUGGCAAUGCAUCCACAUCGGGAGCGACUCCAUCGCCUCCGGCAUCCAAUUCAGCCUUUUCAUCUGUGAUCUUCUCCCCCACUUCAAACCUGCCCAACUAUGUUGUCGACGGUGAUGCCCCACAUCUGGGCAUAAUGUCACCCAAAAGAAAACUCAAAGACAAAGUCGAUUGGCUGACCAAAAUUCGAAAGCAAAAACUAAUGACUGGUCGCAGUACAAUACUGUCGGAUAAAAUUCAGGACGAAAGACAAGCGAAUAGGGACGAUAGCUCUGCAAGCAACCCUCCUAGCCAAUGUCUUUCGUCGCCUCGAUUACAGAGUCUUCGAGCUGUCGAAGGAAGUUCUAGGCUACAGAACUCGGUGUCUCGGAGACGAACCUCACACUCGGGCACAAACAAUGCCGACCAUUUAAUGUCCCCGUCAUCGUCGUCGUCACAUUCAAACUCCCAUCACCCGCAGCAUCAUACACAAAGAACGCCAACGUCUAGUCGACGGAAUAGUGAAACUUCAAUUCUAAGGUUUUUCUCAACCCAACAUCGUUCAAGUUCACAAGAUCAAAUGCAUCAGAUGCACCAUCUGCAGCAACACAAAGAAGAAGAAGAAGAAGACGAACAACAGAGGCCUUUGUCAGAGUUACAGUUACAGUCACAGUCACUGACACAGUCACAGUCACAAACAGCGACAACACUUCAGCAAACGACUGCAUCAUGCGCUGCUGACUAAAAUUGUUAUCGUUGUUGUUCGGUUUGGUUUAUUAUGUAUUAAAUUUAAUUAAUCAUUUAUUCGUUGUAAUAAAUAUCUAUUUUAUUAA
This is a messenger RNA of Eupeodes corollae, 2652 nucleotides long. RefSeq names its product protein lethal(2)denticleless (gene l(2)dtl). The record is from RefSeq and is a predicted model, not a curated record. NCBI's taxonomy places the organism in Eukaryota, Metazoa, Arthropoda, Insecta, Diptera, Syrphidae. Gene Ontology annotation, biological process: proteasome-mediated ubiquitin-dependent protein catabolic process; mitotic G2 DNA damage checkpoint signaling. Gene Ontology annotation, cellular component: nucleus. Bases 120 to 2564 code for a protein of 814 amino acids. The transcript is spliced from 4 exons. Gene Ontology annotation, molecular function: protein binding; protein-macromolecule adaptor activity.